Porites lobata is the source of this 411-nucleotide messenger RNA. The record is from the annotation of a GenBank genome assembly. Lineage: Eukaryota; Metazoa; Cnidaria; Anthozoa; Scleractinia; Poritidae.
AUGACAUUUCCAACCAAAGAAGAAGUCAACUUUGCACUCCGGCUUGAAAACUUUGACCUGCCAAACAAUGGCAAAGAGUCACGCUACGCCAGUACAAAGACCGGUUGUCGUUUGCCAGAUGUCCAGACCUUACAUAACCAGAAUCACUUAGUCUUGAGUGGAGCCAUGAGGAAUGAACCUUCAGCGUCAAACGACCUCAUCUUUCCUCUUCAUCAUUUCUUUGUAGAUCGUAUUUAUGAGAAAUGGCUUCGCAAGUUCAAGAAGAACGCUUCGGUUCUUUCAAGUUACGAUGCACCAAUCGGACACAACAAAGAUGACGUCAUUGUACCAAUUUGUCCUGUGUAUACUCAUCAACAGAUGGUUAAGAAGUCUUUCGAGUUCGGUUAUGACAACGACGAUGUUGACGAGAAU